CUAAAACUUAACAUGGCCGCCUCCAGCAGCCAAUGUGAGAUUCAAUCUAACGAAAAUUCUAGUGAAUUACAUACUACAACCGAAAGUAAAACUAUGGAACAAAACUCACAACAAGCAGAAAAAUUAAAGGAAAAGGCUAAUGAACGAUUCAAAAAUCUGGAAUUCAACGAAGCCAUUGAAUUGUACACUCAAGCCAUCGAAUUAAAUCCUAAUGUAGCUGCUUAUUAUGCUAAUAGGAGUUUUUCAUAUUUAAAAACGGAAUGUUUUGGUUAUGCCUUGGCUGACGCAAGUAAAGCAUUAGAACUUGAUCCCAAGUAUAUUAAAGCAUAUUACCGAAGAGCUUCCGCAAAUAUGGCACUAGGGAAAUUUAAAUUGGCUUUGAAAGACUUUGAAGCGGUUUCAAACGCCAAGCCAAAUGAUAGAGAUGCAAAAGCCAAAUAUAAAGAAUGCGAUAAAAUUGUAAAGAGAAUUGCCUUUGAAAAAGCUAUUUCUGUGGAAGAGAAACAAAGUAUAGCUGAUAAAAUUAACAUUGAAACUAUGGAAGUUGAGAGUUCGUAUGACGGACCAGUUUUGGACAACAGCAGGGUCACUCCUGAUUUUAUGAAGAAUCUUCUUGAAGCCUAUAGGAAACAAAAAAAGCUGCACAAAAAAUACGCCUAUCAAAUUUUACUAGCUAUGAAGAAUUAUCUGGAAACUUUACCUAGUCUAAUUGAUGUCAAUAUUCCUACCGGAGCAAAAUUUACCGUUUGUGGAGAUAUUCAUGGGCAGUUUUAUGAUUUGUUAAACAUUUUCGAGUUAAAUGGUUUGCCUUCAAAGGAUAAUCCAUAUCUUUUCAAUGGAGACUUUGUGGAUAGAGGAUCGUUCUCUGUCGAAUGUGUGUUUACUCUCUUCGGAUUUAAACUUUUGUACCCUGAUCACUUUUUCUUAUCCCGGGGAAAUCAUGAGAGUAUCACCAUGAAUCAAAUGUACGGAUUUGCUGGAGAAGUAAAAUGCAAAUAUUCGAUGCAGAUGGCUGAUCUCUUUACCGAAGUGUAUAAUUGGCUCCCAUUAGCCCACUGUUUAAGUAGUAGGAUUCUAGUGACUCAUGGUGGUCUAUUUGCCGAGGACGGGGUUACUUUAGACGAUAUACGAAAAGUUGACAGAAAUAGGCAACCACCAGAUUCAGGAAUUAUGUGUGAAUUAUUGUGGUCCGAUCCUCAACCACAGAACGGUCGAUCUCUGUCUAAACGAGGAGUAGGGUGUCAAUUUGGACCUGAUGUCACCGAUAGAUUUUUGAAAUUAAAUAGACUUGAUUACAUUAUUCGAAGUCAUGAGGUUAAAGCUGAUGGAUAUGAAGUCGCUCAUAAUGGAAAAUGUAUAACAGUGUUUUCUGCUCCCAAUUACUGUGAUCAAAUGGGUAACAAAGGUGCCUUCAUUAAUCUAAUAGGUGGUGAUUUGAAACCAAAAUUUACCUCCUACGAGGCCGUUAACAAAACCAGCGGCCCUAUAGCCAUGAUGAACUCAUUUCGCGAUUUUUCUACUGAUGCUCUUUGCAAUGCUGCUGCUGACGGCAAUAUAGAACGCUUUGAAGAGAUCCUAAAAAAAACAAAGAACUUGAAUGCAACGAAUGAAAAAGGUUGGACUGCAUUGAUGUUUGCCGCCCGAAAUGGUCGGCACGAGAUUAUUGAUAUAAUACUUAAAAAUGGAGGUGACGAGGGCUUAAUUAAUCACAAUGGUCAAACUGCCUUAGAUAUAGCAAAAUUUUGGAAUCAUACUGUAGCCCAAGAACAAUUAUCUAAAAAAACAAAACAGAAUAAGGAAUUCAAGAACUUUUUUAGUUCAAAUCCCCUAGAUAGACAUGCGCAUAUGAGACCAAAUAGUGAAUGGAUAGAAAAAUUUAGUAAACAUCCAGACACCGUCUAUUUGGUUUUUCAUGAAUUAACUCCAUUGUUGACUGUUACGGAAGACAAUAAUUCUUUGGCCCAGGUAUCUUAUGACAAAAUAAGCAGUCUUAUUUCUCAGGAUAUGCUAACAAUCUUCUUAGGAGUUCUGCAUGGAGAUCAAUUCAGCGAGAAAAUUCAACCAUAUUUUGCAAUAAAUUUAUCUCAACUGAAUAGCGAUGAUUGCUGUAAUUUAGCUAAAGAUGCAUUUUUUGUAAAAGACUCAAGAAUGUCUUUGAUGAGUCUCCCCGAGGAUCAAGCAGGAAUUGCAGCUCAAGCAAGAUCACUACUAGCUUGGCAUGACAGGAAUAAGUUUUGUUCGACUUGCGGAACAAUAUCAGAAGUCAAAGAUGGAGGACACAAACGCCAAUGCACUAACGAUUCUUGCCGUAGUCGGAGUGGAGUUCACAAUACUUGUUAUCCAAGGACGGAUCCAACCGUGAUUAUGGCUGUAACAUCACCUGAUAAAACACGCCUAUUGCUUGGGAGUAAUUUAAAUAAAUCUCCUGAUUACUAUUCAUGCUUAGCUGGCUUCAUUGAGUCAGGCGAAACCAUUGAAGAUGCUGUUAGACGAGAAGUUUGGGAAGAAACAGGAAUCAAAGUAGGUCGUGUGCAAUAUCAUUCGUCCCAACCAUGGCCAAUGCCGGCUUCAUUGAUGUUAGGAUGCCUUGCAUUUGCUACGACGGAAGAGAUAAAAGUUGAUGAGACAGAGUUACGUGAUGCCAGGUGGUUUUCCCGAGAGGAAGUUGCACAAUUACUUUCUGGAAAGCAUCCUAAUGUACGCAUUCCUCCAUCUCAGGCAAUUGCCCAUAAUUUGAUAAAGGCUUGGCUAUCACUUGUAUCAAAUUUGUGA
Molecule: messenger RNA, 2772 nt
Organism: Dimorphilus gyrociliatus
Lineage: Eukaryota; Metazoa; Annelida; Polychaeta; Dinophilidae
Source: the annotation of a GenBank genome assembly